AUAUUCGAACACUUUUUCGAAUCGUGAUAUCAACCAUGACGUCUGCCUAUUUUGGAGUUGCCGGUGGGAGCAAUACUGGUGCACAAUCGGCUUACUUUGGAGUUGGAGGAGGACCAGCAGGAGGAGGCGGUGGAGCCUCGAAGGUUGGAGGUGGUGCUGCACCACCACCAGGAACAUCAGUCUACAUGGGAGCCGGAGGUGGAGGUGGAGGUGGCGGAGCCCAGUCUGCUUAUUUCGCUGUUGGAGGAGCACCAGUCGGGGGAGCACCAGCUGCCGUCUCUAUUGGAGCCCCACCACCAGCUGGCGGAGGUGGUGCCUCAACAAUGACUGCUCUUGGUGGAGCUCCAUCAGGAGCUUCUACUAUGACAGCUGUAGGAGGUGCCCCGAGAGGAGCAUCUACCAUGACUGCCGUCGGAGGAGUACCAUCCGGAGCCAGCACAAUGACCGCUGUCGGCGGAGCACCAACUGGAGCCAGCACUAUGACUGCUGUCGGAGGAGCACCAACUGGAGCCAGCCCUAUGACGGCCUUUGGAGGAGCACCAACUGGAGCCAGCACAAUGACCGCUGUCGGCGGAGCACCAACUGGAGCCAGCACUAUGACGGCCGUUGGAGGAGCACCAACUGGAGCGAGCACAAUGACCGCUGUUGGUGGAGCACCAACUGGAGCAAGCACCAUGACCGCCGUCGGAGGAGCCCCAACCGGAGCAAGUACAAUGACCGCUGUUGGUGGAGUCCCAACUGGAGCGUCUACAAUGACUGCUAUCGGAGGAGCCCCAUCUGGUGCUUCCACUAUGACCGCUGUGGGAGGUGCUCCGAGAGGAGCUUCAACCAUGACUGCUGUCGGUGGAGCACCAACUGGAGCUUCUACGAUGACAGCUGUUGGGGCAGCCCCAGGCGGAGCUUCCACCAUGACUGCUGUCGGCGGAGCCCCCCGUGGAGCAUCUACAAUGACCGCCGUCGGAGCCCCAGGAGGUGGAGCGUCUGCUCUUGGAGCCGCACCACCAGCCGGAUCAAUGAGCGGAGGAGGUGGUGGAGCCACGUCUGGGUACUUCGGAGUUGGACAAGGAGUUAUGGGAGGUGGAGGUGCUGUUGGCCAAUCUGCCUACUUCGGAGUUGGUGGAGGAGCUGCUGGAGGUGCCAAGACUGGAGGCGGUGGCGGAGGUGGAAUCCCCGGACAAUCGAUGUACAUGGGAGCCGGAGGCGGCGGAGGAGCUGGAGGAGGUGCCACAUCUGCAUACUUUGCACCCAAGUAAGAAGAAAAUAUUGGAAUGUUUUGAACUUUUAUAGCCAAUAAACAGUAGAAAGUCGGUUUUAAA
Molecule: messenger RNA, 1316 nt
Organism: Caenorhabditis elegans
Lineage: Eukaryota; Metazoa; Nematoda; Chromadorea; Rhabditida; Rhabditidae
Gene: ssq-2
Product: Sperm-Specific family, class Q
Exons: 3
Coding region: 36-1253 (405 amino acids)
Source: RefSeq, marked reviewed